AUGCCGAUAGAGAAACGGAAGUCGCAUUCUACACGUUACCGUGCUUCCCUUGCUCAGAACAUCGCUAAGAACGGUUUUGUCGUUAUGCCUUGCUCUUACGUUACGAAGCCUGCGUUCGUCGAGGUCGUUCUUACGAUGGCUCUGGCAUACCGCUUUCUUCCUGAGCAGCGUCGUAUCAAGGAUGCUAAACGUCGUGCCGAACUUGAGCUAGAUAAAUCUCAACGCCGUCUGGAAGAAGCCUAGCGCGAGUUGUCCGAAAAGCUUACACGGCUCCGGCAUCUUCAUCAGCAGAAGGAGUUUUUGGUGGAGAAAGGUGCCGACAUGGUGGCGCGUAGUCUAUCGACCUUAGACGAGUUAGAGGAGGUUAAGCGGCAAGAGAUACCUGCUAUACCCUCGUCACAGAUUAAUGAUACUGUCGAUGCUGUCGACUAGGGCGCCGUCUUUGGUUCUGUCCCGGGUUUUCCUUUGGUCGAUCCGGAUUCUGCCGGUAGAACUGUUCUAGUUUCUCAGGGCAGUUCAAAUUCUUGACUAGUUCCUAUGAGUUAUCCUCUGGUCCAAAAUCAAGCCAUUUGACCAGGU
Molecule: messenger RNA, 579 nt
Organism: Thermothelomyces thermophilus ATCC 42464
Lineage: Eukaryota; Fungi; Ascomycota; Sordariomycetes; Sordariales; Chaetomiaceae
Exons: 3
Coding region: 1-243 (80 amino acids)
Source: RefSeq, a predicted model, not a curated record